UUCAGCUGCGGGGCUAUCCCUGGUACAUAACUAGAGUUAGGUGCCUGUUAUCUGAAUGCAUUUCUUUACAUAUUCAGCCCCUGCCACUGAGCUGCUCUGAACAGUCUGGUGGCCUGUAGGCAUUCCACAACCUGUGGCAGAUGCUUUGGGUUGUCUCUUCCACCCCAGGAGGUUUGAUGUGUCUUUAAGUACAUGGCCCUGUUGCGAAUAGUCAUUUGAUUCUGAUGCAAGAAGAAACAUCAACCUCAGCUGUUUGGUUGCCUUAACCAAGUCCCCAUCCUCUUUUCUUUGAGUCCUCCAUGCCCAGUGGGGGCAUUUCAGAUUGACAAGAGCAUUUUCCUUACAACUUUACUGGAUCGAUGCUGCCACUGAUAGUUGACACUUCUCUGCUAACCUAAAGGAUCUGGAGACAAACCUGUGUAGAGUAAUGGGCAGUGCUGACCAAGGUUUGACUGCUCUGCCGCGCAGCCGGGUCACCCUUCAAGAUCCUUUGCUGUAUUCUGGUCUCGAGAAACUGCCUGUUGCCCAAGACCCUGACAGCCAGAGUUGGAGGUCCCUUGACAGUCCUAGCCCUCCUGCCACACCCGAGCAAACCCUCCCCACCUUCUGCUUGCAGUACUUUGAUAUGCUCUACCCAGACGACAGCAACUGGGUUCCGAAGGGUCUGGGCGAAAGCCAGCAGCCCAGCAGCCAAGGCGGCAGGGCAGAAGUACCUAAAGAACCCGAGCAGUGCCCUAUCAUUGACAGUCAAGGUUUGAGCCUUACACCUGAUAUGGACUACCAAGCCAGUCUUCACUUGGAAGAACACUCCCUGGAGCAAGUGCAGAGUAUGGUGGUGGGUGAAGUGCUCAAGGACAUUGAAACAGCUUGCAAGCUUCUCAAUAUUGCUGCAGACCCAGCAGAUUGGAGUCCAGGAAAUGUCCAGAAGUGGAUCUUGUGGACAGAACACCAAUACAGGCUCCCCCAGAUUGGGAAAUCAUUCCAGGAUCUCGGUGGGAAGGACCUGUGUGCCAUGUCUGAGGAGCAGUUCCGUCAGCGAUCCCCAGCAUGUGGGGAUGUCUUGCAUGCUCAUCUGGACAUCUGGAAGUCAGCUGCCUGGAUGAAGGAGAAAGCUGCCCCUGGAGAGAUGCAUUACUGUGGAAGUGAAGAGAACUGGACAGACAGUGAGGUGGACUCAUCCUGCUCUGGCCAACCCAUUCACCUAUGGCAAUUUCUGAAAGAGCUUCUUCUGAAACCCCAUAACUAUGGACGUUUCAUUCGCUGGCUUAAUAAGGAAAAAGGUAUAUUCAAGAUCGAAGAUUCCGCCCAGGUGGCUCGUUUAUGGGGAAUCCGGAAGAACCGGCCUGCUAUGAACUAUGACAAGCUGAGUCGCUCCAUCCGGCAAUAUUAUAAGAAGGGGAUCAUCAGGAAACCAGACAUCUCCCAACGCCUGGUCUACCAGUUUGUACACCCUGUCUGAAGAACAAAUUCAGAAACACGGACUACAUUAUGAGCUGGAGGACUUCUGGAAGCAUGGUACCCCUUAACCUCUGCAACAUAACAAUUUUAAAAUGCAGAUGAAGUCAGGGGUUGGACAAGGGGCAGGAGCCCAUUGGAUUUGUCUGCUGAACUUCCAAAUAAUCAUGAGACCCCUGUUUGUUACUUGAGAACAGGGAAACAAAUAAACUAUUAUUGUCAAAGUAAAACAGCAAAGAGAAGUAAUUGCUGUGAAAUGUAUGAAGUAUGUAUGCUUCAUUUUGGGGUUCACAGGUUUGCAUAUAGGAAAUUUUUCCUUUCCGUACAUUUAUCUAAACAUAUUAUCUAUACAGUAUCUCUAUAUAUCCAGCUGCAUGCUUAUGGGAAGUCAAGAGGAGGAGGAAGGGUAACAGUACAGAGAGACUCGACUAACCAGCAGGUGUUGCUUCCUUUCCAUUGAAGUCAUUGGUAGAAUAUGGUAGGCAUAAAAGCAAAGGGUGGGGUUUGUUUGUUUGUUGCAACUUUGCUAAAUGCAAACUAGGGAGCAAAUCUCUCAAAGUCGCUCAUAAACGAGUCAGAUCUUGCAAUAAAUGCAUUUGGGAAGGACCUUAUAGCCUAAUAAUCAGUGCUGUAUUGUUCCAUAUUCUGUCAUGCUACAGUGCAAACUUCUAAGUUGUCUGAAUGCCCCAAUUCUGCUGUUUUUCUCUUUGACAUCUGAUGGGAGGGCGUUCCACAGGGCGGGCGCCACUACCGAGAAGGCCCUCUGCCUGGUUCCCUGCAACUUGUCUUCUCGCAAUGAGGGAACCGCCAGAAGGCCCUCGGUACUGGACCUCAGUGUCCGGGCAGAACGAUGGGGGUGGAGACGCUCCUUCAGGUAUACUGGACCGAGGCCAUUUAGGGCUUUAAAGGUCAGCACCAACACUGUGCUCGGAAACGUACUGGGAGCCAAUGUAGAUCUUUCAAGACCAGUGUUACGUGGUCUCGGCGGCCGCUCCCAGUCACCAGUCUAGCUGCCGCAUUCUGGAUUAGCUGUAGUUUCCAGGUCACUUUCAAAGGUAGCCCCAUGUAGAGCGCAUUGCAGUAGUCCAAGCGGGAGAUAACUCUACUAUUAAGAAGAGAGUAUAAUCCUAUCUCAAGGGAACCGCUCAGAAAGUCUACCCAAGUAUGGUAUUAAUGGGCCAGCCACUUUCUCAUAUAGUCAAUGCAUAAGAAUGGUGACUGUUUGGGGUAUUGUUAGGAGAAGGACAGAGUCACCCAUUCCCAGUGUGUGAAUGAGCCUGGAUUGAGAGGAAAGACAAUAGGAUCGUGUACAGUCCUUUUCUGGCAGAGCUCAUGCUGACCCAAGGUUAGAACACUGUGGCACCUGCCUGCUUACAGGGGCCAACUGGCUUAGCAUUUGGGUAAAGCUUAGCUGAGAAAAGCAGUGCUGCCACUAGGAUCUCAUGGUGCUGCUGGCAGUAAUAUAAGGCGGUGUGAUGCUGAUCCCUGGGGGAUGGCAAGCAUCCCAAGAACGGACAAAGCCGUAGGGCCUUUGCUGUUGACUUUCUGAAAAUAUGAUGCUGGCUUUUUGUUUUUGUUUUUUUUGUUGCGGUUCAGGAACUAAUGCUGGGAAUUAGAGAGCAGCUCCCAGUCUCACAGGGUGGCUUUCCAUGAAUCACUCUCUUGUCACUCAGAUGCUCUCAGUUCCCUGCCUGCAAAAUCGCCUGUGCCAAAUUAAGCCAACUGUGCGCACUUUGUAACUCUGAUGGAUGGACAGCAGCAAGGCAAAGAUGGACGUGCCAUGCACACUAUUCACCUCUCACUGCCAAGUGAGAGGUUGUGGGGGAAUAGUUGCAUGUGUGUGGUCCUUCCUCUACCCCACACUAAGAAUUCUUCUGUUUCACUUGCAGACAUCCUGGCAAAAUCACCAGACCUUGUUGAAAAAAAUCUGUCAGGGCCACCAAAGAAUAGAAGAAAGACUGAGGUUCCUCUUAAUACCACAGAACAUAUACAACAUUGGGACUUGUGUAAUAAAUGGGCACAAGGGUACCAGAAUAAAUGGGUACAAGGGUACCAGAAUGGGUUCAAGGGAAUCUGUUUACUGUACUGAAUAAUGCAUAGUAGCUUAAAUUACCUUUGUGUGUGUGUGUGUUCAGAAUAUUAGUGCAAAUUAUUAGUUUGUGUAGACAGUCUUUGAAGUCAAGUGCCUUCUCAAGGUGCAAGACCAAUUCUUUGCCAAAUGUUAUUUGAAACUGCCUGACCAAAUUGUUGCAGUUGUCACCCACCUUUCUGGAAGGGCUCCUGCGCCUUUUAAGAGCUGCACAACAGACAGCAAUUAAAAAGGUCAAGUUGCACCCUUGCUAAUUCAUCUCAGAGUUAGCCCAGUCAUUUCAUUCACAGAAUUCUCUUCACAUUGGUUUGAGACACAGCAAACCCACCUUAAUUUUCCGUGGGCUUGGGUGGAGGGGACAAGUCUUCAUUUUAGCAGUGGCCUCAUAUAGUUGCCUCAGAGUUUGAUAUUCAGGUUUUCAGAACAGGACGAGUUAAUUCAGUUCACUAUGGAGCAGAAGUCAGUAUGAGUUGGCUCUGAAGGAUGCCGAGUGACUCUCCCACAACUGUAAGUCGCUGAGCCACAAUAGUAGGUGAGUAAUGGGGCUUGUCAAAGAAUCAUUUUGGGGGAUGAGUGCAAGAGUCUGGGUUGCCCUUGUCAGUGGGGUUCUCUGCAAAUUGUUUUGAGCCUACUUUGCAAAAUCGAGGGUGCAGCUUUCCACCACUCCUAUGAUCUUUAAUGUGCAUUUUGUUCAGCCUUUGACUAAUUUGUGUUCAAAAUGAUUUUCUUUUACAUUUGUGUGUCUUGACAGCUCAUAGCUUAAAUGGAGGAUUUAGAGACAAAGGUCUUUAUGAAAUUACUAACCCAUAUAAAAAAUACAUACUUAAAAACCAAUUUCCAAUAGCUGUAAUGGCAACUGCCUUUUCUUUGCCUUUGUGGACAAAUUAAUAUUUGAUUAGCAGGUGGGAUCUUUUUAUAGAAAUCAAACAAUCAAACGUGCCCAUUUUGGGUGGUAUUCACUAUGUUUGAUUCAGAGAACUCCCACUGAAAUUAAUGGAUUGAACAUAGCCAUAUUUAUUCAUUUCAUCAGGCCUAUUGCAUAUAAGUUGAAUGCCACGCUUAAUUUCUUUAUAGUGGAGGUACAGUAUACAAUAUAGAUGUUGCUGCCGUUUGUAAAAUGGAAAUGUACAGAUUGGGAGAGUCAACCACAUCCUUGCAGUGCAUAAUGGGAGGAGAGCAAGCAAGCAUCUGGCAAAAAAAAUAGCUGCAGGCAAUUAUGAUAAAUGCUUAAAGAAGAUGGAACUGUGUCGUUAUUGUGUGGCAUAACAAAAGCACCUUCUUUCCUCACCACAUUGCAAUAAAUUAUGAUGCUUGUAGCAGAAGAGGUUGGUGGUGGUGAUUUAUUUUAGAGUGUGCAAGGGGGUUGUUGCUUCUUGAGGAUAUGCGUCUAUUCAUGUGGGCACUAUGGGUCCUAAGGACGUACAGUACCUGUUGGGAGUGUAAAUACCUAGCUGUAGCACAGUGCUGAGGAAAGACAUCACUAGGUAAUAGUUGCUUCCUGGAAGAUAAGUGCUCUAAAAAUAAAAUGUUAAACAAAACUCAGAUUGCCUAAUGUGCUCUGUCAGUUAAUGCAGCUGUGAAAUCUGCAUGUGAUAAAGGGCUCCUGUACCUUUAACAGCAGAUACAGCUUUGCCCAUCCUAUAGCACUUGAGGAACCCAACUCCACCUGCUGAAUUCCUGCUAGAGGUAUCUGUUAAAGGCACAGGAGCACUAUUUUCUGUUGCAUGUUGUCAACCCAUGUUGAGUUUCCGUUUCCUGUGUCAUAAAACCUGAACCCUCCUUAGAAUCUCUGCCAACAGCAACAAAG
Zootoca vivipara (common lizard) is the source of this 5351-nucleotide messenger RNA. It is a transcript of the gene SPDEF, whose product is annotated as SAM pointed domain containing ETS transcription factor. NCBI's taxonomy places the organism in Eukaryota, Metazoa, Chordata, Lepidosauria, Squamata, Lacertidae. Gene Ontology annotation, molecular function: sequence-specific DNA binding; DNA-binding transcription factor activity, RNA polymerase II-specific. Gene Ontology annotation, cellular component: nucleus. Gene Ontology annotation, biological process: regulation of transcription by RNA polymerase II; cell differentiation. The record is from RefSeq and is a predicted model, not a curated record.